Messenger RNA from Benincasa hispida (wax gourd), 867 nucleotides. The record is from RefSeq and is a predicted model, not a curated record. NCBI's taxonomy places the organism in Eukaryota, Viridiplantae, Streptophyta, Magnoliopsida, Cucurbitales, Cucurbitaceae.
AUGGUUUCAGAUUAUACUUCAAGAUUGCUAGUAGUAGUAAAUGAAAAAAAAAGAUAUGGUGAGACGAUAGAUGAAGAGCAAGUGGUAGAAAAGAUACUUCUCUCAUUGGAUGAAAAAUUCAAUUUCAUCAUUGUAGCUAUUGAAGAAUCAAAGGAUUUGAGUAAAAUGUCCAUUGAUCAACUUAUGGGUUCCUUACAAAAAUGUAGGAAUAAAGUAGAAGAAAAUGAAAAUUAUGCUGAGAAAGAUGAAGAAAGCAUUGAGUCAUCUUUACUUCUAGCAUGUAAAGAUGAAGAAACCUGUGAAAUUAAUGCAUGGUAUCUUGAUAGCGGUGCAAGCAAUCACAUAUGUGGAUGUAAGUCAAUGUUCGUGGAACUUGGUGAAUCUAUUGGUGGUAAUGUCAUAUUUGGUGAUGCCACAAAAAUUCCUAUUAAAGGAAAGGCAAGGAAGAACAUGGUGAAAGGACUGUCAUAUGCCAAACAUCCAGAUCAAUUUGUGACGAUUGUCUUUAUGGCAAGCAAUAUCACUUAUGCACAUGUACUUGAUCAAAAGCGUAGAAAGCUCGAUCAUAAAAGUGAGAAGCAUAUUUUUGUUGGCUAUGAUGCAAGCUCAAAAAGUUAUAAGCUUUAUAAUCAUGCUACAGAGAAGACAGUGGUAAGUAGAGAUGUUGUGUUUAAUGAGGAAGUAACAUGGAAUUGGAAUGAUGAACUAAAAGACUACAAGUUUUUACUUUUUCUUAAUGAUGAUGAUGAGUCUAGUGACAUUGCUUCUCCAUCAACACCAUCAAUGUCGCCAAUCACUCCACAACAAAGCAUAUCUUCAUCAUCUAUAAGCUCAAGUGAAGGACCUCAUGGCAUGAGAAGUUUAUGA